Molecule: messenger RNA, 915 nt
Organism: Rhodotorula toruloides NP11
Lineage: Eukaryota; Fungi; Basidiomycota; Microbotryomycetes; Sporidiobolales; Sporidiobolaceae
Product: catechol 1,2-dioxygenase
Exons: 8
Coding region: 1-915 (304 amino acids)
Biological process (GO): catechol-containing compound metabolic process
Molecular function (GO): ferric iron binding; catechol 1,2-dioxygenase activity
Source: RefSeq, a predicted model, not a curated record
AUGCCUUCUGCCGCACCAGACUACACAGCUUACACCCAGUCCGUCAUCGAGGCCAUCGGGUCAAAGGCGUCUCCUCGAGUCAAGCAGGCCUUCCCCAUCUUGAUCAAGCACCUCCAUGCAGCGAUUGUCGAAGCCGAGGUCACCGUCGACGAGUGGCUCGAGGCUUGCGACCUCUUGAUCGAGGCAGGAAAGGUGUCGAGCGAAAAGCGGAACGAGAUGGUACUCGUCUCGGAUGUGCUCGGCGUGGAGAGCCUUGUCGACAUGAUGGAGCACGCUCGCUACGCCCAGGCAGGCCGCGACUCGACUUCGAGCGCCAUCCUCGGUCCCUUCUACCGCCAAGGCGUCCCGCCGCAACCGAAUGGCUCGUCCAUCAUCCGCAUGAAGGAGCCUGGCGCUCCGUUCGUUCACCUGCAUGGUACUGUGACCGGCAAGGACGGUAAGCCCCUCAAGGGCGCUUUCGUCGACGUCUGGCACGACGCACCCGACGGCUUCUACGACUCGCAAUCCCCCGACAAGCCCGAACACCACUGUCGCGGACAGUUCGAGACCGACUCGAACGGCAACUACUCCCUCAUCGCACUCAAGCCCACCCCCUACCCAAUCCCCUUCGAUUUCUCAGCCGGCAAGCUCCUUCACAUGAUGGAUCGCCACCCGUACCGACCCGCGCACAUCCACUUCCACGUCCAGGCGCCAGGACACAAGACGCUUGUCACGCAGGUGUUCUCCCGCGACUCGCAGUACCUCGACGACGAUGCGGUCUUUGCCGUCAAGGACUCGCUCAUCGUCGACUUUGUCAAACCGACGGCGCCGCUACCCAAGGGUGGCGAGUUUGACGAGGAGAUCAAGUACGAGCUGAAGUACGACAUCACCCUCGCGGGCGAUGGAGAAGUCGACAACUCGCAGUACCAGGGUUGA